GAAAGGCUAGAUUCCGUCCAGGGCCGCCACAACCGUCUCGCGUGGGAUGCGCGUGUGGUCCUCCGAAGUGGGUGCGUUUAGCUUUCGGGUGCCAUUGCGACAGAGUUUACGAUGGAGUCAAACGGUCUUGAACCACGAUCGAUGGAGUAAAACCUUGGUUGAGUGUAAUGGGUGCUUGAUGCGGUCCAGAGUCCUGGUGGGGGAAAGAGGUCAUAGCAGAAUUCUAUGGAAGGUGGGUUUGGGUGGAUAUUUGGAGCCUUUGUGUACGGGCCACUCCUUGGAGGCGUAGCGGGUUUGCGACUCAAGGGUGAUAGCUCCUUCUAGUUCCUGCAGCUUCGGGCCGGCGAUUGAGACGUCUGCAUUGUGCGUGCGAAGGAUGCUAGUUUGUUCGUCAGAAGGCUCUGGCGCUUUUACAGUCGAGGGUUGUGCUAUUGUAGCAGGUGGGACGAAUUUCUGAGCUGUGGGGUGUGGACAGCUUCAGUCUAGAUUCAGAACGCACUGGAAGGUGGACCGAGGGUCCCAUCUGUUUGGUUGUGUGAAUGUGAGGGGUGUUGGUCGUAGGAUUUUGGGUGGAUUGUAAGGGUGCGGUUUUCUCCGAGGAUUGCAGUGUGGCAUCAGUAGUGAAGUUUGGGGGGUGAAGUCGCGGCAUUGGAUGGAGGAAGGAGGUUGUGGCGGGUGAGGUGUGGCAGUGGCGGCUCAGAGACGGUCCACGAGUGUGUUGCUGUGAGAGGGAGGUUGGGCAGGUGUGAGUGGCGAGUAUGGGGAAGGAGGGGUCUUCGUCGAUAUGGAGACGGAAGCAGGUGCAUCAGACGCGACACGGCGGGAUUCAACUGGCUAAGCAUCUUAAAAUUGCUGACCUUGUCUCCAUAGGGAUUGGAUCUACGAUUGGCGCGGGGGUGUACGUGCUGGUGGGCACUGUAGCGAGGGAGCGAGCUGGACCGGCGCUCACACUAUCUUUCUUGAUUGCGGGCAUUGCUGCAACACUUGCUGCCCUUUGCUAUGCGGAGCUCUCAAGCCGGUGCCCUUCUGCUGGCAGUGCUUAUCAUUAUGCGUACACAUGUGUCGGUGAAGGAGUCGCGUGGGUCAUUGGUUGGGGACUCAUCUUGGAAUACACAGUUGGCGGCUCCACAGUGGCGCGAGGAAUUUCCCCUAACUUGGGCGUUUUUGUUGGAGGCGAAGAAAACUUGCCAUGGCUUCUGAUGCGGCAAACUAUACCCGAAACAGAGAUAGUUGUCGACCCAUGUGCUGCCUUUUUGGUGCUGGUUGUCACGGCUCUGCUUUGCAUUGGUAUUCGAGAGAGUGCAAGGGUGCAAGCGGCUAUGGUAGUCCUCAACAUAACCGUUCUGCUCUUUGUUGCGGGUGCUGGUUCCUAUGCAGGCUUCAGAAAUGGCUGGAAAGGUUACGAGCAACCUGACGGGUACGCUCCAUUUGGAAUCAAUGGAGUGCUCGGAGGCGCUGCGACACUUUUCUUUGCAUACAUUGGUUUCGACACUGUUGCAAGCACUGCGGAAGAGGUCAAGAAUCCUCAGCGCGACCUUCCCCUUGGAAUUGGGCUGGCAUUAUUCAUUUGUGCAGGCCUCUAUAUUUUGGUUUCUGGCGUCAUCGUGGGUCUUGUUCCCUACAAUAUGAUGGACCCGGAUACACCCAUGUCUACUGCCUUUGCGGAGAACGGCAUGCCCUGGGCCAUGUAUAUUGUUGCUGCUGGUGCCGUUGCAGCUUUAGCUACAACUCUCAUGGGAUCUUUGUUACCUCAGCCCAGAAUUCUGAUGGCUAUGGCGCGUGACGGUUUGCUCCCACCUUUCUUCUCCACCGUUCAUCCCAAGACUUCUGUGCCAGUCAAUGGCACUUUGUUGACAGGAGCUAUUGCGGCACUCAUGGCAUUUCUGAUGAAUGUCGAUGAACUUUCUGGCCUGGUCAGUGUGGGGACCUUGUCGGCCUUUACCAUCGUGUCAGUUUGCCUUCUGGUGCUAAGAUAUGUCUCCCCUCCAGAUACGUCCAAGCCAAUUGUCUGUACACGCACGCCAGAGGGACUUCCAGUCGUGCCUAAGUCUCCCUCGAGGCCAAUUUUUACUAGCCAGUAUCCCAUCUUUUCGCCAGUACUGACAAUCUUAUCGGAAGCAUCCUUGCACACUUUGCCUGAACGCAGCAUUGUUGGAGACUAUGCCUCAUCGGCUAGCAGCACGGGAUCCGUCUUGCAAGAUGAGACUGAAGAUCUGGAAGAGGAUGCGCCGAUGGCUGAAUCACCCCAGAGCUCCACCAGGAUCAACCUCCAGGACCCAUUACUGAUACCGGAGCAACUGCCUAACACAUCCGAAACAAGCAGGGAGGAAGCAAGGCGGCGUGUAGCUAGACUAGCGAUCUGCGGGGUUCUUAUUGGAGUCGUGCUAAUUAGCUUAGCGACUGCAGCUACUUCUCUUCCAGUGUUGUUGCGAUGGGCGUUAGGGUCUGCGGGCAUCCCAAUAUUCGUUACUGCAUCAACCCUUCUGUGCUUGAUUGAGCAAGACAAUGGACAGGAUAAGUUUGGACAACCUGGAGGUUUCCACUGCCCAUGGGUGCCAGCACUGCCAAUUGCAAGCAUACUAGUGAACGUUUAUCUGCUGGUCAAUUUGGGGGUUCAAACAUGGUUGCGAGUUUCCGUGUGGAUGGUUCUGGGCGUUUUUGUGUACAUGUUCUAUGGAAUGCGCCACAGUCGGCUUGCUCAAGGAUCUUCAUCUAAUGAAGGUCAGGCCGAUUAUAAGAAGCUGGCCGCGUUGGAUCCACCUUUACAUUGAAGAGGUUGCAGGCAAGGGAAACGUCUCCAACGUUAUCUCAGAGGUGCUGGUCAUCGAAGGAGUGUGCCCACGUCAGGAAGCUACGGCGAAUGCUUAUAGAAUCAGGCAAAUGACACCGUAGAAUGAAGAAGUGUGGCCUCCAAAGGUUGGUCGAGAUUCAUCCCAAUUUUACCGACACCAACAAAACUUUCAAAAGGCCCCACAUACCGACAUGUUAGUGCAUCUCCACCGUGAUCCUUGAAACUAUGUGAACCCUAAAGUUUGACGUGGCUUAUUGUUCUAUUAUUGCCCAUCCAUGACUUGGCAGCUCAAACAGCACUUUACUUUUAGUUUUGACCAUUCCAAUCCAAACAAGGCAAGUUUGGUGGGGCUUGCUAAAAGUAGUAUGAGAUUAUUUUUAUACUCAAGGAAUCAAUAGCAUGAAACAUCUCAAUACAAAUUCUGUCAAUUGUCAAAUUUUGUUGUUAUUAUGAUAUGCAACCAAUUUCAGA
Messenger RNA from Physcomitrium patens, 3262 nucleotides. RefSeq names its product cationic amino acid transporter 4, vacuolar. Gene Ontology annotation, molecular function: amino acid transmembrane transporter activity. The record is from RefSeq and is a predicted model, not a curated record. Gene Ontology annotation, cellular component: membrane. Gene Ontology annotation, biological process: amino acid transport; transmembrane transport. Lineage: Eukaryota; Viridiplantae; Streptophyta; Bryopsida; Funariales; Funariaceae.